AUGAAGUUCGGAGAGCAAUUGGCCAGCCACCUGACACCGGAGUGGCGCAAGCAGUACAUCGACUAUGAGCGGCUGAAGAACCUUCUCUACGACAACAUGAUGGAGGUGCCGGCGGACGACGACCGUCGCGAGGAGCACAUCUCCCGCAUCGACGAGCAGUUCUUCAACGAGUGCGACCAGGAACUCACCAAGAUAAAUCUCUUUUUUUCUCAAAAAAUCGCCGAGGCCCAAGGGAAGUUCUACGAACUGCAGACAGAACUACAAACCUACAAAGAAAUGCUCGAAUCUCGGAAAGAACCUGCUUCGCGGCGAAGAUUCGGAGGGAAAGACAAGAUGCACAAAGAGGCGACGCGUAACGAGCAGCAACUGAAACUUGCCUUCUCCGAGUUCUACCUGGGUCUCGUUUUGGUGCAGAACUACCAGCAACUCAAUGGAACUGGUUUCCGGAAGAUUCUCAAAAAGCACGACAAACUGGCAAAUAACGAACGAGGCUUGGACUGGCGUAUCAACAAAGUCGAGAAAAGUUCUUUUUUCCUCAAUCGCGAAAUCGAAACCUUGAUCAACAACGUGGAAACGAGCGUAAUCAACGAGCUGGAAGCUGGAAAUCGACAAGCUGGAAUGAAAAGACUGAAAGUCCCGCCACUUUCGGAGAAGCAGAGACCUGUAACAACCUUCACUCUUGGCCUUUUUCUUGGCGCCAGCGCGAUACUUCUCGUGACAAUUGCUCUAACGUGGUGGGGCAUGCCGCCGCGGCAGAACGAACCAAAAUGGGUGGCUGUUCGGCUUUUCCGUGGACCUCUUCUCAUCUUCCUUUCCAUCUUCCUAUGUGGCGUCAACAUGGCUGGUUGGGCAAGCGCCGGUGUCAACCACGUCUUAAUUUUCGAAGUCGACCCGAGGAAUCAUCUUUCCUAUCAGACACUCAUGCAAAUAGCCUCGUUCAUGAUCAUGGUGUGGUCCAUCGCUGUGCUUGUGUAUCAGUACGCUCACCUGCUCCACAUUCCACCGUUUGCUGCACCUCUUGGCCUGAUGAUUUUCUGCUGCUUGGUGCUUUUCAACCCGAUAAAAAGUCCCAACUACAUCUUCCACCGGGACUCCCGCUUCUGGCUCAUUCGACACUUCGUAAAGUGUGCUUCAGCGCCUUUCCAUUUCGUCACUUUCACGGACUUCUGGCUUGGAGAUCAAAUGAACUCUCUGACGACAGCAUUCUUGGACCUUCAAUACUUUUUGUGCUUCUACUCGAUGGAGGUAGAUUAUUCAAACUACGGAUUAGAUGUACGAGCUGUCAACUCGACGUCGGGAGCCAUUCCUUGGGGCUUCGUCGAUAUCAACACUGGCAAGGACAUGUGCACGUCUGAGCCCUGGAUGCGUGGAUUCGUUUCCAUCAUUCCAGCUUUCAUCCGGCUGAUGCAGUGCUUCCGGAGAUACCGCGACACAGGAAGAGUUCACCCUCAUCUCGUCAAUGCUGGCAAAUAUUCGACCACCAUCCUCGUCGUUAUCUGUGGCGCUCUCAAUAAAAAGUUCGAGAAAGACGAUCCUAACAUGACUUCUUUCGUUUUCUACGUCUGGAUCGCCUCUUACAUUUUCUCAUUCACCUAUACUUUCCUUUGGGAUGUUUUCAUGGAUUGGGGAUUGAUCGACCCUAGAGCUCCAAAAGAAGCGCCGUUUUUACGAGAAGAGAUGAUCUACGGAAGUAAAUUCUACUACUACGCUGCAAUUCUACAAGAUUUCGUGCUUCGUCUUUCCUGGGUGCUAAAUGUGUCUCUUGGCGAGGCAUGGACGCUUGAUUCGGAUUUCCUCACCACGGUAACCGCUCCCUUCGAGGUUUUCCGUCGCUUCAUCUGGAACUACUUUCGGCUUGAAAACGAGCAUGUCAACAAUUGUGGUCAAUUCCGUGCCGUUAGAGACAUUUCUAUCAAACCCAUUCGCAAAGGAGAUCUUGAGUCGCUGCUCUCGAAGAUUGAUCAGAUCGACGGCGUCACUCAUCGUGGACACGACCUGAUGGAAAGAGUUAAGAAGCAGAAGAAAGCUGCCAAAUCUACUCGUCAACUUCUUCGAAAAACGCGUUUCAACCGCCUUAUCUCGACUGCCCCCAUUGCCACAACUCUGGUUGAAACCUCGCACUAACUUUUUUGCCUCGAUAUAACUCAUGAGAAGUUUUAAUUUUAUUCUAGUCAUUCUUCAAUCAAUUUUCUUGUCCCUCUUUCAUAUGCUGUCCCUGUGUUCAAGGCUUACAACUUUCGAACGUGUACUAAGUUUCAUAACAAUACUUGCUGUAACAUCAACAUUCCUGCUCAACUUAACUAGACAUUCCUUUAUUCUUACUGUUGUAUGAUAAAGAAAACUUACAAAUUGUUAUUUCUGUCCAUUGAAAGCGUGGAAACCAAUUUAAUUUCUAAAAGUGCUAUAUAAUUAAUUCAGGUCAUCCAAUGUGCUCAAGAAGGAUACGCAAGCACGGGAGUCGAACUAAACUCUGUCCUCGUCUUGUAUUCCAAAUAUCGUUCUCUUCAAAUCGGCGUCCAAUCCCGGGCGAAGUUUGUCAGAAAAGACAUUUUCAAAACAGAUCUCAACCCUUACGCAACAGCAGUGAUUUUUGGAGCUGAGAGCCUUGUAAGUGCAGAAAAAUAUAUUCAACGAUAACAAGAACUGUUUCAAGAUGGGAGAUCUUGUCCCAAAACUGAGUGAAAUGCGUGUGGGAACUCACUUGCUCGCCUGUCGGUUUCCUCUCCCAGAGAGUAAUUUUUGGCAUUUGGUAUGGUUUAUGGUUGAAUCUAGCGUUUUCCUAAUUUUCUAAUUUCAGAAAGACCAGAUCGGAGAAGGAAUCGAUGCAGUUUGGGUAUACGAGAGAGUUGUUGAAGCGAAAUAAAUUUUUUUUUUCAUAAUUUGUUUGCUUUUUUUUCGAAGUUAGCCUGUAGAAAUAAAAUUCCAUUCGGCUUUUUCUUUUUGGAUUACUCGAAUUUAUCGAAAAAAUAAUCUACCUUCCCGUUAAUUUUUUUUUCUCAAAAAAUCGCCCUAUCUCAAUGCAGAUGAUUUUACGGACAGCUCUUCCUGCCGUUCAAGCAUUCAGGAGCAGGGCAACUUACUUUCAAAAAAAUAAGCGGUUCCCACCAGCUUUCAUAAGGUGUUUAUUUGGAAGGAAAUUAAAAGAAAAAAGAGAAUUUUAACAGGAGAUUUUUCUUACGUUAUCCACAUGCACACCUGUACAUCGUUUUUGGUCUUUGUUCUUCUGCAAUGAUUUCUCCCGUCUUGCACUCGGUACGAAGUUUGUGUAUAUCCGAGUAACUUUUUUUCAGUGUUAUAUGUACAUGACGAUGACUAAAUUCGAAUUUGAACAGUACAAGUUAGACAGGUCGGCGUUGGUCCGUGAAAGACAGAAAUUCGGUUGGUUAUCUUUAAUCUAAGGUUAUAAUGUUAAUUCUUGUAUUAUCUCUCGUUCUCCACUGGCGCAACUUGAUUUUUUGGGUGCUAAGUUUAACUCGGAAAAAAUGUUCACCGGGAUCAUAAUAUUGGAAGUUAACGGUCCUCGGAAUUCUGUUUUCGCUAGUUUUCACAACAGUACAUGCAAAAAAAAAGAAAAGGAAAAAGAGGUCCCAAUAACUUUUGAAAAGUAGGGAACCAGAGUAGGAAAAAAAUUACUUGAGCAUAUUCUAGAUUAAAGCUUUGAACCUAAUUUUACAUUGGAGCUUAGUACGUCCACAGAAGUGUUUUCUCAUUAUUAAUCCUUGAAUGUAUGUGUUUAGAAGUACUCAUAUUAGAAGAAAAAAGGAAAUUACAAGAUCUUGACAUUUUUUUUCAAAUUCGAAAGAAACGGCUUUGAAGAAAAAUAUUUGUGUGCCUUGAAAUGGUUCGAUUUUUGCAGGCAAAAGCCUCUGGAUCCCAUUUUGGUCUAACUCGGAGGCGCCGCAGCCGAGCACGCAAACUGAAUAA
This is a messenger RNA of Caenorhabditis auriculariae, 3924 nucleotides long. NCBI's taxonomy places the organism in Eukaryota, Metazoa, Nematoda, Chromadorea, Rhabditida, Rhabditidae. The record is from the annotation of a GenBank genome assembly.